AUGGCUGCGAAACCGAGGUAUGAUUGGUUUCAAACCGAUUCCUGCAUAACAAUAACUAUAUUGAAAAAAGGAGUGGCCUUAAGUGAUUGCCGAGUUGCUUUCCAUGACAACGAAAUCAAAGUCUUUGUUGGAGAUGAAGUGAUUUUUGAAACAACCCUGGCAAGGCCUGUGGAUGAGAAGAACUUCACAGUUACUUGUACGCCUUCUAAGAUUGAAGUUAGAAUGCCCAAAGCCACGCCAGGGCACUGGCCAAUGCUUGGGGCCUCAUCUGCUGUGCCAGCGGCAAGUGAACCACCACACCCUACGAAGAACUGGGAGGCUAUCGAAAGGACUGUGGUACAGGAAGAAGAAAAUGAAGAUUUGGAAGGUGAUGCAGCCGUCAAUCGCCUGUUCCGCAAGCUGUACAGUGAGGCAUCCGAUGACGUGAAGAAGGCCAUGAUCAAGAGUUAUCAAGAAUCUGGUGGUACCGUUCUGUCUACAAACUGGGCAGAGAUCAGUAAGAAGCGAACAGAAGUAAGACCGCCUGAUUGCAUGGAGUACAAACGAUUUGAGCAGUAA
Molecule: messenger RNA, 558 nt
Organism: Haemonchus placei
Lineage: Eukaryota; Metazoa; Nematoda; Chromadorea; Rhabditida; Trichostrongylidae
Source: the annotation of a GenBank genome assembly